Molecule: messenger RNA, 2481 nt
Organism: Rhineura floridana
Lineage: Eukaryota; Metazoa; Chordata; Lepidosauria; Squamata; Rhineuridae
Gene: TMEM165
Product: transmembrane protein 165
Exons: 6
Coding region: 250-1197 (315 amino acids)
Biological process (GO): manganese ion transmembrane transport; Golgi calcium ion transport; Golgi calcium ion homeostasis
Cellular component (GO): Golgi apparatus
Molecular function (GO): manganese ion transmembrane transporter activity; calcium ion transmembrane transporter activity
Source: RefSeq, a predicted model, not a curated record
CUGGCGUCGUCUGCAGAGCGAAUGGAGAUGUCCCCAAUCAGAGAGGCGGCUGUAGAACAGGGGCGGGGCGUCCCUGAGACUUCGGUUGCGUGGCGGAAAGAAGAGCGCGAGACGAGAAGGGUGGCUGGUUUGGUUGAGUGAUCGAAAAGAAGGAAGCGGCUAUGGCGGUGGAGAAGCACCGCCUCCGCUCUUGCCGCCGCCGCGCUUCUUCCUGCUAGCGUGAAAGGCUGGUUGGCUCCGGUGCCGGGAAUGGCGGGCCCGCCGCGGCUACGGCCGCUUCCCUUGCUGCUCCUCGUCUUUUUGGCCGUACCCUUCGCCGCCUCUGAGCAAGACACCGGCCAGGACCGAGAGCCUCCGCCGCAGCAGGAGCAGCAGAAGCCGCCGCCGCAGCAGCCCGCGGUUCUGGGGCCGGAGCUGGCCAGGGCCGAGAAAGGGCCUACUCUGGUUGCUCCAGUCCAUUCUGUUAGUGAAGACUCUACAGAUAAGACUAAUCUGGGAUUUAUCCAUGCAUUUGUGGCUGCCAUAUCGGUCAUCAUUGUCUCUGAACUUGGCGAUAAAACUUUCUUCAUUGCAGCCAUCAUGGCAAUGCGUUACAACCGCUUAACAGUGCUAGCUGGGGCUAUGCUUGCCCUAGGGUUGAUGACAUGUUUAUCAGUUUUAUUUGGCUAUGCCACCACAGUAAUCCCCAGAGUAUACACCUACUAUGUGUCAACGGCACUCUUUGCAAUUUUUGGCAUCCGAAUGCUUCGGGAAGGUUUAAAGAUGAGCGCAGAUGAGGGCCAGGAAGAACUGGAGGAAGUUCAAGCUGAACUCAAGAAGAAAGAUGAAGAGCUCCAGAGAACAAAACUAUUAAAUGGACCUGGAGAUGUGGAAAUGGGAACAGGCCCCAGUAUACCUCAGAGAAAAUGGCUGCAUUUUAUUUCUCCAAUUUUUGUGCAAGCUUUUACUUUAACAUUCUUAGCAGAAUGGGGUGACCGCUCGCAGUUAACCACAAUAGUUCUGGCAGCAAGAGAGGAUCCCUAUGGUGUGGCAGUGGGUGGAACAGUUGGACAUAGCUUGUGUACUGGCUUAGCAGUGAUUGGAGGAAGAAUGAUAGCACAAAAAAUCUCUGUUCGGACUGUGACAAUCAUAGGAGGCAUUGUUUUCUUAGCAUUUGCAUUCUCUGCACUAUUUAUAAGCCCAGAUGCUGGUUUUUAACAAGAUGUUUCCCCUUUACUUGAAAGAGCAAGAAUUAGGAGCAACCCCUGUAUAUAGUGUACAGCUAUUAGUCAAACAAGCACUGAAGAUGGGAUGCUGUAACUUUUAUAGUAACAUUUAGUUUGGUAUACUUUGUGGACACAAUCUGUGCUGGAGACGUACAUAUUCUAUAUAUUUGGGACAUGAAUAUUAUGUUUGCUUACUGUAGCUAGCUUGGGUAAACUGAGAUCCACCUUCUGAAAUUUUACGAGGUUUGCUACUUCAUCUACAGAUCACCACUAGCCAUCGGUUAAAGAUCCCCUUUCUGGAUGAAUCACUGCUGCCUGGGGCUAGCAGUUACGCCUUAUAAAAGUGUCUAGUACUAAGUAUUAGGGACAACCUUUUGCCUCUGACCUUACAGCCCAAAUAAAUCAUUCCACCAUGAAAAAUGAAAACCAGGAAAGCUGAGAGCUGCUGUUGUGAUUUAGACAUCUACUCAAGAAUUUGGAUUCAGCUUGUAGCUGAAUUGUGGAAAAACCAGGAUAUUUUGGUAUGGAGUAUGCUAAUUCUGAUGACUUCAACUACGCAAUGUAGCCAUAUAGUAAUUUGUAAAAUCCUUUUUUUGUAUUUAUGUGAAACAUUCACUGCUUUCUCAGAUUAAAGUACUAAAAGUAUUAUUUUUCUUAAUAACUAAAAAUGUACAAUAGGAGAACAUGAAUAAAAUUUAGGUGUCUUCUGUUAUAUACAUGCAAUUAUGUUGAAUGUUAGAUUGAUUCAGAGGAAACUUGUGUCAUAAUCUAUUACUGAUCAAUUUGGGUUUUUUUUAAGAGGCAAGCAUUUUGGCAACCUUCAUUGUUUCUACUGGGCACAUAUUUCUGUGAUCCCUUGAGGUUGCUACUCCCAUCUGUUUAAAUCAUGGAGUAAAUUCUGUAAUGACUCCUAAAUUGAUGGUUGGGGAGUUUGAAUAGUCUAAUACCGUGUCUGAUAGUCUCUGCUGUAAAAACAAUGUAAAUACCUCCAAGUACUGCGUAAGUGCAGCAGUUAUCUGUACUUCAUAUGUAAGCGGUAUCUCUAGACUAGAAAACUAGUGCUUACAUGUGAAGGAUGGAAAACUAUUGCAAUAUUAGGAAAUCAACUAUCUUCCAAAAGUAGUCUUGGCCCUUAAAGGUGAGAGGGGUUUAAGUAUACAUUUUACAACAGCAAGCUUAGAAGCCCAGAUGAAAUUAGCCAAAGAUUUAAGAAUUACUGUAAUAGUUUAUCAGGAUGGAAAGAUUACUUGAAAAAUAAAACUCCUUUGUAAAGGUG